This is a messenger RNA of Menidia menidia (Atlantic silverside), 4764 nucleotides long. Lineage: Eukaryota; Metazoa; Chordata; Actinopteri; Atheriniformes; Atherinopsidae. The record is from the annotation of a GenBank genome assembly.
AUGGCAUCGGGAGGUGACGACGCAGAAACCUCCCCAUGCUGCGCGCUCCAGAGGGCUGCAGCUUGCCUGGUCUUGCAAAUCCACAAAGACAGCACCUUUGAGGAUUCCCUUAUGGAUUCCCCCCAUCAGCCCAAGAAGCCUAGCUUGAAUCGAGAGCCUAAGCGCAGCCAGAACCAAUCGGCCCCCCCUCCUCAAAAAGAUGCCUAUGCCAGGCUUCUUAGCCAGCAUCACAGCAGCAAGUUCAGCUUGUAUCUAGAGCAGUAUGCAAAGGACUUUGAAAAAGAAGGGAACGGUCCCUCUGUCCAAGCCCAGAGUUACGGCCUUCAUGUACAGCAACAAAUAAGAGAGCAGGUGCCUCGUGAUUUCUCUGAUCUACCUGACGUCCUCCCCUCCCCUGUGAAAAACAAAGGAGAGGAGAGUUCCUUGUCAUUGUACAUGGAGAAACUAAGCACUCGCGGUGCUCAGCAGGAGUGCGAAAAGAAGCAAGGUGUGUCUGACCGGCAGCGGCGUGGACAGAGGAGGGACACCACCACCAGCCAGGAUGGAGACAUCGAAUCAGGAGAGGAGCUCGCUUCUUUAAAGCCCAACAGCGCAAAGAAGCACCAGAAGCAGCAAAAGAAAAACAAGGACUCCAACAGAGAUGUCGCCUCCAAAGAGGCAGAAUUAUUUCAGGGGUUUCCACAAUCUCCAAAGAAGUCCAGCAUGGCUGCGCAAGAGCCUGAUAAGUCGAGUAAAUCGAAGAGAAAAGGCCCCCCAAAGCACCCAGACGAAGAAAAGAACAGAGAGGGGAAUCUAAACCUAGGGGUUGAUGCACAAACGUCAAGGCCCAUAUCUCCUCAUGGUAAAGAUAAAAAAGAGCCCAGAGCUUCGACUACCAGUUCUCCUGCCGACAAGAGUAAGAGCAAAGACAGAAGAGGAUCGAAGAAACAAGUCUUUGAACCUUACAUGACAUUUGAGGAGGUUUCUCACGGCUUAAAGAGGGGAGAGCUCCUUCAGGGGCAACUGAGAAUCAACCCCAAGAAAUACCAUGAAGCUUUUGUCCCAUCUCCUGAUGACUCGCGGGACAUUUUCCUGGACGGCAUUGUGGCCCGCAACAGGGCGCUGAAUGGAGACGUAGUGGUGGUGAAGGUGCUCCCUCAGGAGCAGUGGAAGGUGGUGAGGUCCGACACCGACUGCGAGUCGGACACCCAGACGGACCACGCCCGGAAAACGGCUCAGAGGAAGACAAAUCCCAGCGGUUCGGAGGACCAGGUCAGCGACCAGGACGAGCUCGUCACUAAUUCCCGGAAUACGGCGCUCGCUGACACAGUUGGACAACUGGAAGACCCCUCAACACCACGUUCCAAUGGAGGAAUUCUCCAAAAGACUGCCAAAGUGGUUUACAUUGUGGAGAAGAAGCACUCGCGGGCCGCCACCGGCUUCCUGAAGUUCCUCCCGGACAAACCCUUCGCCCUGUUCUCCCCCGUGGACCACCGGGUGCCGCGCAUUAACGUUCCGCUAGCCGACUGCCCCCAGGACUUCAGCUCCCGCCCCGGCGACCACGCCACCACCUUGUUCAUCUGUCGCAUCGUGGACUGGGCGGCCGACAGCAACUUCGCCGAGGGGCGCCUGGCUAAAACGCUGGGCCAAGCCGGGGAAAUCGAGCCGGAGACGGAGGGCAUCCUGAUCGAGCACGACGUGGACUUCUCCGAGUUCUCCGACGAGGUGCUGGACUGUCUACCGAAGAACCUGCCCUGGACCAUUCCCCCAGAGGAGAUGAGCAGGAGGCGAGACCUCAGGAAUGAAUGUAUCUUCACCAUCGAUCCGGCGACCGCCAGAGACCUGGACGAUGCCCUGUCCUGUAAACUGCUCCCAGACGGUAACUUUGAGGUCGGCGUUCACAUCGCCGAUGUCACUUACUUCGUGGAGGAAGGCAAUUGUCUGGAUGCCAUCGCCAGCCAAAGAGCUACCAGCGUGUACAUGGUCCAGAAGGUGAUCCCCAUGCUGCCCCGGCUGCUGUGUGAGGAGCUGUGCAGCCUCAACCCGCUCACCGACAGACUCACCUUCUCCGUCAUCUGGAAAAUCACCCCCGAGGGAAAGAUCCAGAGCGAGUGGUUCGGCCGCUCCGUCAUCCGCUCCUGCGUGAAGCUGAGCUACGACCACGCCCAGAGCCUGAUCGAGGCCCCCGAGAAGUUAUUCUCCCCCGAGGAGCUCCCCCCCGUGGACCCCGCGCACCCCAUCGACGAGAUCCACCAAGCUGUGCUCCACCUGCACGGCAUUGCCAAGCACCUCCGGGCUCAGCGCUUCUCAGGAGGGGCUCUAAGACUGGACCAGCUAAAGCUUUCUUUCACUCUGGACAAAGAGACAAUGAUGCCUCAAGGCUGCUACGUUUACCAGUACAGAGACAGCAACAAAUUGGUGGAGGAGUUCAUGUUGCUGGCUAACAUCGCCACAGCGCACCACAUACACCGCAAGUUCCCCGAGCUGGCCCUGCUCCGGCGCCACCCGCCCCCAAAAGCCAAGCUGGUGGACGAUCUGCAGGAGCUGUGCACCCAGUUGGGACUCGACGUCGACCUGUCCUCUGCCGGAGCGUUGAAUAAGAGUCUCCACACGCUUCUGGGUAAUGAUGAGUAUUCCAGUGCCAGAAAAGAGGUCCUCACUCACAUGUGCUCCAGACCCAUGCAGAUGGCGUUGUACUUCUGUUCGGGUGUGUUGAAGGAUCAACAGCAUUUUAAGCACUACGCCCUCAACGUUCCUCUCUACACACACUUCACCUCGCCCAUCAGACGCUACGCUGACAUCAUAGUGCACCGGCUGCUGGCGUCCUCUCUGAAAUGCGGGCCCCACAUCGGCCUGUCAAUGGCGCAAGUGGAGAAACAGGCGUCGCACUGCAACGACAAGAAGACCCUGUCCAAGAGGGUCCAGGAGCUCAGCUCAGAUCUUUUCUUUGGAGUGUUCGUAAAGGAGAGCGGCCCGCUGGACUCGGAGGCCAUGGUGAUGGGGGUGCUGGAUCAGUCCUUCGACGUGCUGGUCCUCCGAUACGGAGUCCAGAAACGGAUCUACUGCAAGUCCAUAUCAGAGCUGGCCUCUUUCCAUCAUCGUAAAGUGGGGAAGAUGUCUGAGCUGACUCUGGUCUGGUUACCGGAGGACCCAGAGAGUGCCCCAGUGGAACAGUUGAUCACCAUCUUUUCUCUGGUGGAGGUCCAGCUCAGAGCCGACGACGCUCCCAUGAAAUACAGCGCAGCUCUGAAGAGGCCCGAGGACGGCAAAUCCUAAGGAAACAACUCCCCCACACACACCCACCCCCCAACCCCCGACAGAGUAUUCCUCAUUUGAUGAAUGAAAAUGACAUUUUAAUUGAUGUGUAGCGUGGAAGCGGCCCUGCUCGGAUCUCCCUGAGCUCCUGUCCUCAGCGUAGGCCCGUUAAAGGUUCGCUUCUGUGUGGUUUUAACAGCAAACACCCCUUAGAAUCUUCUUUUUUUAUCAGUUUACAAAGGGCGUGGAGCUGAGAGCGAGCAAGUUUGGCUCCAUUCUGCAGGUGAACAGAAGGAAAGCAGCAAUAAAUUUGGAAUUUGCUGCUGAUUUAUUGACCUAAUGAGGUCGGCCGUGAUAAGACGUAAGCGUUAUGUCUGUUUAUUGUUUUUAAGAUGGUAAUUUAAUUAGAUAUUUCCUACCGAUACACUAAGAGAAGACCUAUGCUUUCGGAAACCGUCUAAUACAGCUUGCUGCUGAGGUUUUUCUCAGUCCGCCUAAUUUGACGGACUUUAGUUGCUUUAACAUUAACCCGGUGCAGGUGAAAAUGUGAAAGCUGUCGCCGCCUGUUUCCUUUUGCAAGUCGCACGUUUGGAGUUUCUUUAUUAUCAGCGCAACCCGAACAGCGUGGGCGGAAAGGGCCCGGACUCUUUAAGAUCUCAGCUCUUCCUCAACGCCAGUUUACAAGAAAGCCGAAGGUUUGUCUGAGGCCACGAGCCAAGGUGCGACCAGGAAGUCCGGCUGGAGCUCUGAGCGUGACUCCCAGCAGGUACAUCCACACUGAUAAAGGAGCAGCAGGGGCUUCCUGACCUUUGUGUCCGAAUCUGCUGCUGCCUGUGAAGGCACACGACAGAAAGCAGCUCCCAGCUGUCCUCUGUCAUUUGCACCCUUAAGAGAAGGCCUCUAGGGUCUAGUGGAAUCUCUCAAUUUAAGCAAAGCCUUAUCUUUUGAGUAUUUAUUCUAUGUGUCAAGCCAAAGUUUGAGCACUUGUCAACUCAAGUUUUUAAUAGAAACCUGGGAAAUGACUUAAAGGUGACCUGCUGCUUGAAAAGGGUCCGCAACCACGAGGUGGGAAUGAAUUUUAUGUUUAGGAUUUGCUUCAUAGGGAUUCCAGUGUUUGCUUCUUCUUCUUUUUUUAAAAAAACUUGAAUUUCAGGUUUGAUUUGUGCACAAAGACUUUUAUGUACCUCAUCUGUAUCAAAAGUGAACAUCAGCCUUAAUUUAAGACUCGAUUUAUUGAAUCGGGAUUGAACCCGAGCUACACAUUUUGGAGAUCUGCGUGCCUGUUUGUCACCCCUCUGAUUCCGAUUGGUUUGUGCCAUACUGAUCAUACAAACCACAGCUACUAUUAAAUAAAAAAUAAGUGUUUGUUUUUUUUCUGAAAUGAAGCAGCAAAAUGUUUAAAUUAGUUUUAAACCACCUACUGCACAAACCUGUAGUGACCUACAGGAGUGUGUGUUAUAUGUUGUUGGGGUAAAAAGUAGAAUUAUAAGAAAAAAAAAACCUUAAUGUGAAUUGCUUUUUUUCUUUCCG